This is a messenger RNA of Williopsis jadinii, 2930 nucleotides long. RefSeq names its product Elg1p (gene ELG1). The record is from RefSeq and is a predicted model, not a curated record. Gene Ontology annotation, molecular function: ATP hydrolysis activity; DNA binding; ATP binding. The transcript has a single exon. Gene Ontology annotation, cellular component: nucleus. Lineage: Eukaryota; Fungi; Ascomycota; Saccharomycetes; Phaffomycetales; Wickerhamomycetaceae. The coding region runs from base 73 to 2529 and encodes 818 amino acids.
GCUUAUUUCGUCGAGUUAAUGACGGAUCAGAAGAUGAGUAGGUGGCAGAGGCCUCCAUCUGCUCAUUCCGAGAUGUCCCUCGAUCUUCAUUCAUCGUCACAGAUUAAUGGCCUUAACACGGAUGCCACAACGAGCCCAAUGCCUUCAACACAAGAGGAAACUCCAAAUGCUAAGAUGUCCAUAACGGAUGUCUUCAAGGUGAUGAAACCUAUACGGUUGCGCAAGAUGGACGAUAUGCAGGCAACUAGGGAGGACUAUGUUGAGGUUAUCCAAUCAGACCCUAUUGAUGUUGAUGAUGAGGUAAUGGAGGACACAAAGAAGAAGACCGCCGUUAAUCUGAUUGAGGUCUUGAACGGAAACAGAAAAGCCAAACCUGGUAACGAAGGCACAGGGAUAAUGGUUGGUGAUGAUGAUAAAUAUGCUGUUGUCCAAGUGACUGGGAAAGCUAAAAGUGGGAUAACUGCCAAAGAUUUGCUCACUGGUACGAGGAGCCCAGAGAUUGUUGAAGUGCUCUCCUCUGAUGAGGAGGGUGGUGCACAGGAGAAGCAUACAGAAAAGCAUGGAUCUCUGAUUGUCAACUUUAAGUAUACCACUCGAGAGAAGAAGAUGCAAGCCUUGGAGAGGAAAAUUCGCCAAUCUGCCAAUCGAUCUGUAUCUGCAAAGGACUUCCUUAUGUCAUUUGGUAGACCAAAGAAGGAAUGUAAAGCUGAAUCAGUGGCCAUAGACAAUGAACGUCAAGAGAUGGGGAACAACUUGCGUCAACGGAAGAAUUCAGUAUCUAAGUUGAAAGAACUCGAACCACCAAUCAUCACAAGGGACAUGAUGCAUGUCAAAUAUGAUGAGCCACAGAUCUCAUAUAGAACCAUCAGCCUUCCUCAAAGGGUUUCACAAAGGACUUUGCAAACAAAUACUGUCAAUUAUAAGCAAAUUGAUACAUGUAAAACUGAGCACAACGUGAACAAGUUCAUGUACACAGUGUCGGAAGAGAACAAAAUUGCAUUAGCAUUAGAGAGGGUUCCAGAGCUUAAGUCGGACAGCAGAUUCAAAAAAUUUGAGAAGCUUCUUACAUGUAAACCGGAAAGCGAUCUAUGGACUUCAAUGUUUCAUCCCAUGUCAGAUGAUGAGAUACUUUGGGAUGUCGAUGAAACUCAGACCAUCAGUCAGUGCUUGGAUAAUUCUUUCUCAAUGUUGAAGAGAAAUACUAAGAGACAUAAUUUUAAAAAGUCCAAAAAAAACACAGAUGAAAUGGACAACUUUAUAGUUUAUGAUGAUGGGGAAGACACUGAAACGGAUGAUCAGACUUAUACGCCUUUGAUUAUAUUAUCAGGACCUAGAGGUGUUGGUAAAACCAGUGCAGUUUAUGCAAUGGCCAACUGCAGAUCAGGGUAUGUUCAUGAAAUCAAUGCAAGUCAGAGUCGAGGGAGAAAGGAUAUACUGGCUAAUCUCAAGGAGAUGAGCACAACACAAUUGGUACAUUCCUCUUCAAAUGAUGAUGUUUUCCAAAAGGGCUUCAUCUUGUUCGACGAUGUCGAUGUGCUCUUAGAAUCUGAUAAGGGGUUUUGGUUAGUCGUUGAAGACGUGUUAAAAGUUUCCAGAAAGCCUAUCAUCUUAACCUGCACAGAUGUCAAAGAAAUUCCUGAGUCAAUUUUAGAAUGCGCAAAUGUGGAAUCUUCGUUUUAUCGGAUAAAGAGACAAUCAUCUCAAUUGUUGUGUCAUUAUCUUUAUCUAUGUGCAUUGGUGAACGACUGUGAUGUGGACCAUGCUGUUUUGAUGGAACUUGUCAAGGACAACAACCACGACUUGAGAAAAUGCUUAUUCGAACUUGAGAUGCUUUGUCAGAUACCCACCUCCAAGUUUGGAGUAACAAAGAUAUUGUUCAACGAGACAGUAACCACGGAAGAAAAUGGAAUCGAUGUGUUGAACUUGACCAAACAGCUAGAAAUAAAAUCUCUUUGUGACGAGAUAGGAACUUCUUCGAAGUCAAUGAUUCCUGUUGAUGAAGUUGAAGAUGAGCAAUUAUCUUUGGUACCGAUACUUCUUUCAGAGAAUCUCCAUCCACCUUUAUUACUAUCAGAAUAUGACAUUUCCAAAGAGUUGUACAACUCUUUAACCAAAGUUGUGGGCACAUCUGAACAUGAAGGAGCUGCUGAACAACCAUCUGCAAUAAGGCAACGGGAACGGGCAUUUGCUCUGUCUAAAAUCAAGAACUUGAAACGUUUAACUAGAGGAACAGCCAGACAGGUCUUAGGAAAUCCUGGUGCUUAUUUCGCUGAUGAAAGAUCAGAUUUUUCUUUGUUUGAGACACUGAAUCCAGUUGCGUAUUUCACCGACGUGAGUCCAAUAAUUAGAGAAUUUGCUCGAUUCGAGCAAAGCGCAGCUAAAGGGAACAACUUAAUCAUUGAAAAUGACAUCGAACAUAGACCUGCAAAGAUAUUGAUGCAACAAGGUCUACUGCAACCGAAGCGUUUCAACGCAGACUACAGUGCGGUGUUGUACUCUACAGAAAAGAGCUCGGGUUAUUGGGAUUGAUAACCAGUAAAAUAACUAUCUAAGUUCAUACUAAAAUGCAUAUUAAUGAGACUUGGAAUCAUCACUGUACUGCAAUGCACCAGUGAGGACAUCAAUAUUGGACUUGAGAUUGGUCAUAACAAGUUCAUAUCUUGAAGCAUCAACCUGUUGAAGCUGUUGUAAUCUUUGAGCAAAGAAUGGUGCAAUAUCAACAUAAUCCAUAGGUGUGUUUCUAAAGGCCUCAUCAUCAUCAAACUCAGAAUCUUCACUUUCCAAGUACUCAUCACUGUUCAGUUUGGCUUUUUUACUAAUUGCCUCUGGAAGACGGCCAAUGGUUUGCGCAAGCUUCUCAGAAAGUUGUGGCAGGAAACCAGUAAGCGUAUUUGGCAAAUUUUGUGCAGUUAACAACGAGAUGAGGGCAG